UUCACUUUUGUUUUGCAGACGAAUCUGAACAUGGCAACUAUUGACGGUUUGUUUGAACAAAUAAUUCACUCGGAAAAAGUUGCACACCAAAGAAAGACAUUGCUUCAAGAAUUGCGUCAAGAUGUUUUUACAGCACAGGAGAAAGGGAAAGAACUGGAGAAAAGGUUUUCUGAACUAAGGGAAAUACUAAAAGCUAAGUUGGAUGAAUUGAGCAGACACGACCUAACUGUGAAAUGGCUGAGCAGCCAGGAGCAGAUAUACAGGGACCAGAAACAGGAACUGACUGAACAGCUGCAGACACUCAGGGAGGCAGAGAGAGAGCAUGUUACAACAUAUGAGAGAGACAGACUGUCAUGGUGUGAGAAGAUGUCAGGUCUGGCAGAGCGGUACGGCCUAAGUGGGGCGGGCAGGGAGACCAGACAUACAGAACAAAGACAGCAGCUGCACCAGCUCAUGGAGGAGAUGGGGGCCCUUCAGGCUGAACUGCAAGCCUAUAAAGAAAAGGAGGCAGUCGUUGUCAAGUGUAGAGAAGAGAGGGACAGUGUGAGAACCAAGCUGGAAAAACUGCAGGAGGAUAACAAAAAGUUGGCGAGUAGUCUGUGUACAGAACUACAGAUGACCGAAGACCUGGAGGCUGAGUGUCAGUCCAUCUCAGACCAUCUGAACACUGACCAGCAGUUUAUCAGCCUACAACAACAGUUAGAUGAAGAGAAACAUCGCUCCACAGUUCUCGGCUCUGAAGGGACCCAACUACAGUCAGAACUAAACCAGCUACACCAGCAACUCUGGCAGCACCAGCUCAAGCAACGACAGCAACAGAUGCUUCAGCAGAAACAGCAACAGCAGCAGCAGUGGAAACAUGAACAUAACAGGAAGGUGCACAGUGGUAAACAACACCCCAACACAACGUCAAAUGGAUCUGCUCAAGUCUCUCGUGUAACCCAGUAUGGGUCAAGUUGCGUUGAAAUCAAUAAUGAAGUGUUCUCAGACUCUGACGACCUUCUUGAUUCUCAAGGUCACCUUACCGAAGGUCAACUGCAGGUCACAAGAAACAAUGGUGACUAUAUACAUAGUUUGAACAGUAAUGUUUCUGGAAACUGUGAAGUGGAAUCGCUGGAUGACCCAAUGCUAGCAGAAAGUGGCCAUUGUGAUGAGGCUGGUAGCAAAGGUCAAGGUCAGACAUCUGGGAUUGACGGUUUUAAGGAUGGACUUGAGAAAGAUGAAACUACAGAAACUACAAAAAGAAGAAUAUUUCGCUCGUUUAGAAAGUUGUGAUAGUUUAUUACAACAAAAACAGUUCAAAACAGUUAUAGCACUGUUACAAUGACUCUGCUAUACUUAUAUUUAAAAUUGGAAGUUGAAUUUUUUUGCCUGUUUUCAUUUGUUAUGAAUGUUCAAGAUAAUGUUAAUCAAUUUAUUAUUAAUCCCCCGCCACGGAGUGGGGAGGGGAUUAUAGGAAUGCACUUCAUCCGUCUGUCAGUCUGUCUGUCUGUCUGUCUGUCCGUCGGGCUGUAACAUUUCGUGUCUGUGCUAUAACUUACUUAUGCAUUGAUGGAUUACCAUAUUACUUGGUACAAAUGUUGUCCUCAUUGAGACAAUGUGCAGUGACCUUGACUCGGGUCCAUACCUCAAAGGUCAAUACCACACGAGACACUUUAAGGUCAGAGUACACAUUCUCUUGUCCAUGCUAUAACUUACUUAUGUAUUGAUGGAUUACCAUAUUACUUUAUCGAAAAUACUUAAGGCUUGCUAUUUCAUCGAUGUUAUAAAUCAAGGACUCAUUUUCCUUCUUUUUUUAGCCAAAAUAACCUUAACAUUGAUCUGACCUACACUACACACAAUAUGAAUAACUUUAACAAAUAUCCUUUUAUAAUAUGUUCAUAUAUCCAAGAAUAUUUAGGUUACCGAUCAAACAACUUGUAUUUUCUAUAUUCCCACUCUUGACCAGUGGUUGUGUACAAUUUUUGUCAGAUUCAACGUACCAGUACCAGUCAGGUUGCAAUAAAACCCAUAAUAUACUAAAAAACAAUGGCGGGGGAUAUGGCCCUCCUUUGGACUGCCUUGUUACAAUCUAAAAUAAUAAUUGAAAUAAUAAAUAAUCUUAUUUUUAAAAUCUACUUUUCUUGCACUUUUCUAUGGCAACAAUUGUAUCACAGUUAUGCAUAUAUUUUUAAUGGUCUGAUAGACACAGGAUAAACACAGGAUAUUUACAUAUUGGUAGAUACUCUUUUUUUGGGGGGGGGGGACUGAAUUGUUUACAAUUUAUACCAAAAGAGAAUAUAAGAAAUACUUAUGAUUUAUCAUGUUUGAAAAGUGAUCAAAACUGUUGUUAUUGAUAAAACAUCAUCAAAUGUUCAAAAUAAAGCCUCUAUUUAAAUAAUUAUUGUUAAAAAUAUGACACAAACUGCUAUAUAUAUAUAUAUAAAAAAAUAUAUUGAUGAAAAACUGUUAGUAAUGCUUUUAAAUAUUCAAUCAUUAAAGGCUUGAAUAUACAAAAUUCUAUUCUGAGGCUUUUUGCCUUUAUUCAUUGAAGUGAGUCAAAUAACUCUAUUUCAACAAAGUUUGAAAAAAUCACUAUAGGAAGUACCUUAAAAAUGAUAAAAUGACUUCGAAAAACAAUUUCAAAAGGUACCGUAGCCCCUUUACCCUGCCUGCUAUGUGCAUUAUGGAAUACUCCCACUUAAACAGAACCUUGGCUAUGUUUUAGGAUUGACAUUUUAUUAUACUCAGCAGUCAGAACCACUGUUACAUAUAUAUAAACUUAUAUGAUGAGAUUUAUCUCUAUAUAAGAUCAUAAAGUGUGAAUGUCAGCAAAAGUGAAAAACUUCAUAAAUUAUAGUUUAAGUUCAAAAACCUCAUAAAUUAUGUUCAGUUCAAAGUGUAGUUAUAAAGGUCAAUAAUUUUUACUUUGAAUCAAAGAAGGAAGCUCAUGGUUCACUUUCUAUGAAUGGUAGCACACUAAAUUGAAAUACAAUCAGAUUUUAUAUUUAAACAUCCGACACUUAGCUAUAGCAAGUUUCACAUAUUUAUUACCGUAUCAUACCCAACAACAGUUUUCCCUCAUUUGAAUCUGAAAACAUUUUCCUUAUUAAGAUAUGUUAUAAUGUAUUUUUCUUUCUUUUUUACGGACGAUAAGGUCUCUGUUUUCAUUUUUCAAUGCAAGUUGUCAGGCGUAAACUCAAUUUAAAUAGUUUGGGGAUUUUAGGGGAAUAUAUAGAAGGACAGUAUCAUUGUGGUAAACUAGCCUUUCCAAUUACCUCAAAUUCUUUAGAAGAAUUAAUAUCGCAUCCUUGCAUUCUUACUACCUGAAUUCAUUUCUUCUCCUUGAUAUUUAUGAAUCAUGAAACAUAUAUUGUUUUUUGACAAGUAGAAGAAAUCAUCAGCUUGUUAUUUUGAGAUCUCUAGUUGAAGUGGCACAAUAUAGGUUACACUUGAUAAAUAACAAUAUUAUUUUGAUGCAUUAUUAUGUUUAACUAAUUUGGACUUAAACAAUCGAAACAAAAAAACCCAUCUGAUUUGUUUAUAGAUAUAUAAGAUAUUGGCAACAUUUCGCCACUUUUUUUUAAAAAUGGGGAAGUUGUGGCCACGUUACAGCUAUUAUUUAAAAAAAUAACAUUUAUAAAGGCUUAUGUAUUCAUAUGCAUUUACACAAAUCAUAUGCUUUUAUGUUUUGUUCAUUAAAGACAAAUGAGUUAAACUUAAUAAUGCACUAAAAUUAAUACAUUUCUUUUGUGGACAUAUCAAUUGUAAACCUUUAUUGUGUCCCUAAAGCUGCUCCCUCACAAAUUGACCGUUUUAACAACUUUUUAUUUUUUAUUUUUAGCUCGACUAUUCGAAGAAUAAGGAGAGCUAUCCUAGUCACCUGAGCGUCGGUGUAACCACUCAUGUUAAAGUUUGCGUACCACCUCAAAUAUUUUCAUUGACAUUAUAAUGGCUUUGAAACUUUGCACACUUGUUCACUAUCAUGCCUCCAGCCUGUACACAGGAGGAGGUAACUCUAUCAAGCAUUUUGACAAAAUAAUGCCCCUUUUUCUACUUAAAAAUUUACGUUAAAGUUUGCGUACCACCUCAAAUAUUUUCAAACUCCAUUGACAUCUGGCUUUGAAACUUUGCACGCUUGUUCACCAUCAUGCCCCCAAUCUGUACACAGGAGGAGGUAACUCUAUCAAACAUUUUGACAAAAUUAUGCCCCUUUUUCGACUUAGAAUUUACGUUAAAGUUUGUGUACCACCUCAAAUAUUUUCAAACUCCAUUGACAUCUGGCUUUGAAACUUCGCACGCUUGUUCACCAUCAUGACCCGAGCCUGUACACAGGUGGAGGUAACUCAAUCAAGCAUUUUGACAAAAUUAUGCCCCUUUUUCGACUUAGAAUUUAUGUUAAAGUUUGUGUACCACCUCAAAUAUUUCCAUUCAAUUUAUGUUAAUAUAUCAGCACAUCAUGUAUUGCAUUGAAAUCUAAUCUAACAGUGAUCCAUGCAUGUUUCGCCAAAACUUUUCAAUCCAUACACUGAAAAGCGGCGGAUUAGUCGCGCGCGCUUUCUCUGUGACAGCUCUUGUUUGGUUGUCUUGGAAUGAGCUAAUAUUUGUGUAAAUAUCUGGAAAUCAGUGAUAUAAGAAAGCUCACAUACAAUAAGCUCUCCGUUUUCAUAUUUAUGUUCGAAAAUUGUUAUUUUAUGGCUAAAAGUGGUACUUAACACUUCCAAGAAAAUUUAAAUUUUUGGUUGUUUUUCAAACAAUUGAAUUCUGUUAUUUUAUAUUGUAUAAUCUUAUUUGACUGAACUGAAAUCAUUGAUGCCAAAGUCAGCUGCUUCUAUGGCAAAAACUGAAAAAAGGUCAAAACAGUCAAUCUAUGAGAGUGCAGCUUUAAGGUUUCCUUUGUACAAUUGACUGAAUUUUGGUUCCUGGUCUUUGUUUGGAAUGGCUAAUUAAGUAGAGCAAGAAUAAGUGAAUCUGAUACCAAUAUAGAUAUAUCAAAAAUGCUAUUUUUUGCCUUGAAAGAUGGCAAAAUUAUUUCACAUCUGAAUUGAGUUGAUGUUAAGAGCAGAAAACAAAAUGUGAUUUCUAAUGUAAUCAUAUCCUUAGAAGGCCAGUAGAAUGUUUGUUUGACAUUUUUGGCCUUGAAAGAUGGUAAGAUAUGUCAUUUCACAUCCGAUUUCAGUAGCUGUUGAAGUGAAAAACAAAUACAUGAAAUGAGAUAAAAUUUUCUGUAUUGUAUAUUCGGUCAUUUAUUAUAUAUUUUAGUAUUCAGUAUGCAUUAUUCAUUGACAAGGCAAUAAAAUUUAACAUCAUGGCUAGUGGUUUUAUAAGGUGGCAAGCUUAUUUGUAUAAAAAAAUCACAUUUAAAUGCGUUGUAAUAGAUACU
Messenger RNA from Mya arenaria, 5362 nucleotides. RefSeq lists its product as uncharacterized. Gene Ontology annotation, cellular component: cytoplasm. The coding region runs from base 31 to 1275 and encodes 414 amino acids. The record is from RefSeq and is a predicted model, not a curated record. The transcript is spliced from 9 exons. NCBI's taxonomy places the organism in Eukaryota, Metazoa, Mollusca, Bivalvia, Myida, Myidae.